AUGCAUUUCGCGUCAUAUAAUACGGAAAGAUCCUUCCCCAACAGCUUUGUGAAAGCUGAUAUUUUUACGGACCAGUUGGAAAGCUCAGAACAUUUAAAUUUAAAUGUGAGUAACCGUAAACUUCGCUACCUUGAUCGUUUGGAUUCGUGCGACGCCGGGGCUUUACAGGCGUUCCCACUGUUAAACAAAUCCAAUGAAGUUCAGACGGAGUUUUUCAAAGAGGGCCUGGAGUAUCACGACUGCCGUGGAUGCAAGCGUGUGGUCAUAAAUGUAAGCGGCAUGCGGUUUGAAACACAGGUAAAAACUCUAGAUCGACUGCCCAAUACCCUCCUAGGAAAUCCGGAGAAAAGAAAAGCAUUCUGGGAUCCAACUAGAGGGGAGUAUUUUCUUGAUCGUCACAGACCAACAUUUCAAGCUGUCCUGUACUUUUACCAAAGUGGGGGGAAAUUGAAGCGACCAAUUGAAGUGCCUUCCGACAUCUUCUUCAGCGAACUGGAAUUUUAUGAACUAGGAGCAGCGGUUAUCGAGUCUUAUAAACGAAAUGAAGGAUACAUGAUAGAAAAGAAGCUACCGCUACCUGAAACUAAGCUUAAGCGAGCGCUAUGGCUUGUAUUUGAAGAGCCGUCGAGCUCCUGGUUUGCAGUUUUCAUCAUGGCUUUGUCUACAGCUGCGAUCCUGGCCUCCCUCGUCGGUUUCUGCAUGGAAACGUUGCCUGAAUACAGCAAAAACACAUGCAGUUAUGAAAACAAGCACGAAGUCAUACACAUACUUUUGGGGAAUGCGUCUGGAGACGAACCACACACAGACAAUAGUCGUAGACUUACUCCUUCAAAUGGGAUUGAUGUCUCACCUAGACCUAAUACACCUGCCCAGGGUUCUUCAGUGGGAUGGCUCACCCAGAAAAAGCCUCCAAAUUAUGGCGACCCCUUCUUCAUUGUGGAGGCGGUGUGUGUGUCGUGGUUUUCCAUCGAGUUUCUCGCCAGGCUUUAUGCUUGUCCAUCGAAGUGCAAAUUCUUAAAGAGCAUGAGCAACAUAGUUGACAUUGUAGCCAUUAUGCCUUUCUUCGUGACCUUGCUAAUUGGCGUCGCGACUGGAAACUGUGUGGAUACCUCAAGAAGUGGUUUUCUCCUUAUUGUAAGGGUUGUCAAAGUACUGCGGAUUUUUAAGCUCGGUAAACAUUCGCAAGGUCUUCAAAUCCUGGCCAAAACGCUCAAAGCAAGCUUCAGUGAGCUUAGCUUGUUUGCUAUGUUUUUAUGCAUAGCUCUUGUGUUAUUCUCCUCCGCUAUGUAUUUUGCAGAAUUCGAGGGUAAUCCGUCUUAUUUCCCCAGCAUCCCCCACGCAUUUUGGUACACUAUCGUAACGAUGACCACUGUAGGUUAUGGAGACGCUGUACCUAUUGGACCAGCCGGGAAGGUGAUUGGAAGCUUGUGUGUUUUAGCGGGAGUGCUGGUGAUUGCCUUACCUGUACCUGUUGUGGUAGCAAACUUUAGUACUUACUACCUUCAUGCAACUGGAAGGGGAGUGCUCACUUCGCGAUAA
Molecule: messenger RNA, 1539 nt
Organism: Liolophura sinensis
Lineage: Eukaryota; Metazoa; Mollusca; Polyplacophora; Chitonida; Chitonidae
Product: potassium voltage-gated channel subfamily A member 7-like
Exons: 1
Coding region: 1-1539 (512 amino acids)
Biological process (GO): protein homooligomerization; action potential; potassium ion transmembrane transport
Cellular component (GO): voltage-gated potassium channel complex; membrane
Molecular function (GO): protein binding; delayed rectifier potassium channel activity
Source: RefSeq, a predicted model, not a curated record